Camellia sinensis is the source of this 685-nucleotide messenger RNA. NCBI's taxonomy places the organism in Eukaryota, Viridiplantae, Streptophyta, Magnoliopsida, Ericales, Theaceae. The record is from RefSeq and is a predicted model, not a curated record.
CAUAAUGUGACAUAAUGAUAUAAUUUAUAUUUUGGAAUAUAUUAUUUUGUAGAAAAAUAAGUUGGGACACUCUCCAACUCGUGCUCACAUGUUUAAAGUAUGUUAUACAAAGGAGACAGGAACCCCUGAGGCAACGAAAGCAAUGAUAGAUGAAAUGAAUGAGAGGACAACCUUAAAUGCAAAUUUAUCAAAUAAGGGCCCAAAUGAUGCAUUUGGACAAGUGAUGGGUAAAGAAAAACAUGGACGAGUUCGCAUGUAUGGAUUAGGUGUCUCCCCGUCUAAUUUAUGGAGAGAUACAUCUGGUCAUAAAGCAAACCAAGACACAACAAUGGAUGUUAUGGAAGGUGAAAAUUCGGAGCUAAGGUCCAAAGUUUCCCAUGUUCAGCAUGCUCCGAAUAACUUGACAAACACAUCUAAUCAGGUGGGAGAUAUAGUUGUUCUAAAAAGUAUCAUUAGGCCAACAGAAACAGUUGCAAUCGGAGUACUUAAAAGCACAGACGCAUCUAAAGAAGUAGAAGGGGAAGAACUAGGACCUGACUAUUGGGAGGUACAUGUUCAAGUGCCAAUCAAACCUAAUGAGAGCUUGAUCCGAUCAUAUGGACUUGUCAAAACAAUUGGACAAGCUAUUGGAGCUCAUGUUGCUUGGCCUGCUCCAUUUGUGGUAUAUUUCUUUCAUAAAUAUUAA